AAAUAAAAGGAAAAUUUCACAAAAAUCGGCAAAACCAUCAAUGUGGUGUUAAAAGUUUGUGCAAAUUUUCUAAAUACGCAAAAGAAUUUCAACCAAGAAAAAGUAUGUCUGCUGACAAAGAAUUCCCCAAAAUUAAAUACGGCGGCAGCUCAACUAAACUUGAUAAAUCUCAAUUGGAAUUUAUGAAAUUGAUUGAACAACAAAACUUGGAGAGGGUUACAAAAUUGCAACGCGUUAAACGUAACAAUUUAAUAACGGCCGGUGCUUUGGUUACCUCUGUCUUGGGCAUUUAUGCCUACUCCAUAUUGUCAGUGAAACAAGAGAAAUUUUUGGAUGACUUUGAUGAGCCCAAAAAAGUUUCCAACUAAA
This is a messenger RNA of Calliphora vicina (urban bluebottle blowfly), 369 nucleotides long. It is a transcript of the gene Ccdc56, whose product is annotated as Coiled-coil domain containing 56. The record is from RefSeq and is a predicted model, not a curated record. The transcript has a single exon. Gene Ontology annotation, biological process: mitochondrial respiratory chain complex IV assembly. Bases 105 to 368 code for a protein of 87 amino acids. Gene Ontology annotation, cellular component: mitochondrial inner membrane. NCBI's taxonomy places the organism in Eukaryota, Metazoa, Arthropoda, Insecta, Diptera, Calliphoridae.